CGGCCGGUGGCAGGAGGGCGGCGGCGGCCGAGGUCGAGGGCCCGGAACGCCGACCAGAUAGUUGAAGUAUUGGUAACACCAAGGAAAGCUGUCACAAUUUGAAAAGAUAAUCCAAGACUGAUUUCCAGACACUACAAGAAAAAAGGAAGGAAAAAUGGCAUUGUACCAUCAUCACUUCAUCACAAGAAGAAGAAGGUUUUCGCAUUUCCAGCGUCCCAUGAGAAUUUUUGUGAAUGAUGAUCGCCAUGUGAUGGCAAAGCAUUCUUCAGUGUACCCAACGCAAGAGGAGCUGGAGAAGGCGGAACACAUGACUAGGACCCUGAGGGGCGUGAUGCGGGUCGGCCUGGUAGCCAAGGGUCUUCUGCUCAAGGGGGACUUGGAUCUGGAGCUGGUUCUGCUUUGUAAGGAGAAGCCCACAACUGCCCUUCUGGACAAGGUGGCUGACAACCUGGCCAUCCAGCUCACUACUGUAACAGAAGACAAGUACGAAAUACUCCAGUCUGUGGAUGAUGCUGCGAUUGUGAUAAAAAACACAAAAGAACCCCCCUUGUCCUUGACCAUCCACCUGACCUCCCCCGUUGUCAGAGAAGAAAUGGAGAAAAUAUUAGCCGGAGAAACGCUAUCAGUCAACGACCCCCCGGAUGUUCUGGACAGGCAGAAAUGCCUUGCUGCCUUGGCGUCCCUCCGACACGCCAAGUGGUUCCAGGCCAGAGCCAAUGGGCUGAAGUCAUGUGUCAUUGUCAUCCGUGUCCUAAGGGACUUGUGUACCCGAGUGCCCUCCUGGGGUCCCCUCAGAGGAUGGCCGCUGGAGCUGCUGUGUGAGAAGUCCAUCGGCACUGCCAACAGGCCCAUGGGUGCUGGCGAAGCCCUGCGAAGAGUGCUGGAGUGCCUGGCCUCCGGCAUCGUCAUGCCAGAUGGUUCUGGCAUUUAUGACCCUUGUGAAAAAGAAGCCACUGAUGCUAUUGGGCAUCUAGACAGACAGCAACGGGAAGAUAUCACACAGAGUGCGCAGCAUGCUCUGCGGCUCGCUGCUUUUGGUCAACUCCAUAAAGUCCUAGGAAUGGACCCCCUGCCUUCCAAAAUGCCCAAGAAACCAAAGAACGAGAACCCAGUGGACUACACUGUUCAAAUUCCCCCCAGCACCACCUACGCCAUCACACCCAUGAAACGCCCCAUGGAAGAGGAUGGGGAGGAGAAGUCUCCCAGCAAAAAGAAAAAGAAGAUCCAGAAGAAAGUGGUAGAAGCUGUCUCCAACCCCAGUUCUGUCUUCCCUUCAGAUGCCACGACUGAGGACGUCAAGCAGCAGGGGCCCAUAUUGACUAAGCAUGGCAAGAACCCAGUUAUGGAGCUUAACGAGAAGAGGCGUGGCCUCAAAUACGAGCUAAUUUCUGAGACGGGGGGCCGGGGGCGAGGAGGGAACAUCCGUGGGCGAGGACGAGGGCGAGGAUUUGGUGGCGCCAACCAUGGAGGAGGCUACAUGAACGCUGGUGCCGGAUAUGGAAGCUAUGGGUACGGCAGCAAUUCGGCCACGGCAGGCUACAGUCAGUUCUACAGCAAUGGAGGGCAUUCUGGGAAUGCCGGUGGUGGAGGCAGCGGGGGCGGUGGUGGCUCCUCCAGCUACAGCUCCUACUACCAAGGAGACAGCUACAACUCACCAGUGCCCCCGAAACAUGCUGGGAAGAAGCCGCUGCAUGGGGGCCAGCAGAAACCCUCCUACAGCUCGGGUUACCAGUCCCACCAGGGCCAGCAGCAACCCUACAACCAGAGCCAGUACAGCAGCUACGGCACGCCGCAGGGCAAGCAGAAAGGCUUCGGCCAUGGGCAGGGCAGCUACUCCUCCUACUCCAACUCCUACAGCUCCCCUGGUGCUGGGGGGGGCUCCGACUACAGCUACGACAGCAAGUUCAACUACAGUGGUAGUGGAGGUCGCAGUGGCGGGAACAGCUAUGGCUCCAGUGGGUCCUCCUACAGCGCGGGCUCUCAUGGGGGUUACGGCGGCGCAGGGGCCGGGGGCGGCGGCUCUUCAUACCAAGGCAAACCAGGAGGCUACUCAUCACAGUCGAACUACAGCUCCUCUGGGUCCAGCCAGAGCUACAGCGGCCCUUCCAGCUCCUACCAGUCCUCACAAGGUGGCUACAGUCGGAACACAGAGCACAGCAUGAACUACCAGUACAGAUAAAGGCCUAGGCUGCCCGCCCUCCCUCACCUUCUGCACCUCUGCCUCCAACUCGUCUCGGGAGAUUGUCUGCACAUCACAGUCGCCGUGUCCACCGGCGCAGCGCCCACCCGUCCACGUUGCCGAUGUUGCCAUGCUGUGAAGUGUGGUGGUCCCUGAGACCCGUGCCGUGACCCCUGUUUAGCUGUGUUCGGGACUCCGUGUCUUCAGUGGUUUGUUAGUUGCCAUUACACCUUGUCUGAGUAGUGUUGGAGUUGUUGCCUUGCGGUAUCCCUCUGUCUGUCUCUGCCCGGUGUGAGUGCCAUCGGGCAUCCUUACAGAGUUGCAGAAGGGACACGGCAUCUGUUACUGCUUUUGUGAAGUGAGUUCAAUGAGCUGGCUUUAUUUUAAUGCUUUAGUGUUUCAGUUUUAUAAGUGAAAAUUUUAUUUUAAAAACCAGUGAGAAAGAGUGGUUCGUUUUGUUUUUGUUUUGUUUUGUUGUUUUGUUUUGGUAUGUCUGGAUCAUUCAGGCAGUACAUUUGAGUUCCGCUGAAUGUAGACAAAUAAAGAAAAACAAAACUGCGCUUGUCGCAGGCCUUGCGGCGA
Peromyscus maniculatus bairdii (prairie deer mouse) is the source of this 2761-nucleotide messenger RNA. The record is from RefSeq and is a predicted model, not a curated record. Lineage: Eukaryota; Metazoa; Chordata; Mammalia; Rodentia; Cricetidae.